GGGUUUAACUUUGCGGAGGCUGUGAACUUCGCACCCGUUGCAUGGCUACCAUGGGGCCUGAAGUCCGCCAAAAGCUAUAGGAAGAAGGGACGAGCCCCAGUGUUCUCGUUUGAAGAGAUUAUAUUUUGCGCCGGAAUAAGGCACGAGUCUAUGACCCCGCCCAUGGCCCGAUCUCUGGCGACCACCUUGGAAGUGUUAAUAAACGAAGAGGAUGCGCUCAGAAAAGCGCUGUGUAAUGGCCAGGACGAGAAUGCGAUCAAGCACUGGACCAAGCAACCCAGAUACUCGGCAGACGACACUCCUUUGCAGCAGGGAGAGGGUGGUGAUGAGCCCACCGCGAAAAUGGGCCGAAUGGCACCUUCACACAAAGCAGACAUCCGCGUCAUCACAGACACAACCAGCACACCCCCAGCCGAUGCAAACGCGAUACAGGCACAGUCUACAACCCCCGACGUGGCACGUCCAAGUUCCGCAAUAGCAGAGGCACCCCAAACCGGUAUAACCGAGUCGGUUACCAUGGCAACCGGUACGACGGGUCCGGCUGUGUGCGAUCGGGACACGAGCGAGAGGGAUGUAGCAAAAACGCACAAGGCGGGACCAUCCACGAAUGGUAUGGGCGCGUGUGCCACGGCCAAGAACGCCGCUAAUUCUGUUAUUGUGCUUGUGGAGGAUUCUCCGGAAGCUAAGCCUGGUGCUGCACGGGAGAUGUCGGCAGUGACGGUGGUUAAGCGAGAGGGCUGUAGCAGCCCUCGCAUGGGGUCUCCCGGGGAUGGGAGUGCACACACAGCAGGCAACCCCAAAGCCCAAAAUCUAAAUAAGCUAAGACGAUCCGGAAUCGCAUUCGUACCAAUAGAGUCCAAAGUCAAAGUCGAAGUCAAUGAGCUUACGCAGAGUGCAGCUUUUGAGAAUCGGAAUCUUCUGGUGGGCGAUAGUGCCGAGGAUUUAUCAACCACCCUCACGUUCAUCACAGACGCCUGGGCUUUGUACAGCAAGACCCCUACUAAGGGACGGGAUACAGGCAUGUGUUGA
Sphaeroforma arctica JP610 is the source of this 1029-nucleotide messenger RNA. RefSeq lists its product as hypothetical. NCBI's taxonomy places the organism in Eukaryota, Ichthyosporea, Ichthyophonida. Gene Ontology annotation, molecular function: histone demethylase activity. Gene Ontology annotation, cellular component: nucleus. The annotation marks the transcript as partial. Gene Ontology annotation, biological process: chromatin remodeling. The record is from RefSeq and is a predicted model, not a curated record. The transcript has 4 exons.